AUGGCCUUGCUCCUAGCGGCCUUGCUCGCAUUCCUGAGCUUGGGCUCAGGAUGUCAUCAUCGGAUCUGUCACUGCUCUAACAGGGUUCUCCUCUGCCAGGAGAGCAAUGUGAUGGAGAUCCCCUCCGACCUCCCCAGGAAUGCGGUUGAACUGCGGUUUGUCCUCACCAAGCUUCGAGUCAUCCCAAAAGGAGCAUUUUCGGGAUUUGGGGACCUGGAGAAAAUAGAGAUCUCGCAGAAUGAUGUCUUGGAAGUGAUAGAGGCGAAGGUGUUCUCCAACCUACCCAAACUACAUGAAAUUAGAAUUGAAAAGGCCAACAACCUGCUAUACAUCGACCCAGAUGCCUUCCAGAACCUUCCCAACCUCCGAUAUCUGUUAAUAUCCAACACAGGUAUUAAGCACUUGCCAGCUGUUCACAAGAUUCAAUCUCUCCAAAAGGUUUUACUAGACAUUCAAGAUAAUAUAAACAUCCAUACAGUUGAAAGAAAUUCUUUCGUGGGGCUAAGUUUUGAAAGUAUGAUUCUUUGGCUGAGUAAGAAUGGGAUUCAAGAAAUACACAACUGUGCAUUCAAUGGAACCCAGCUAGAUGAGCUGAAUCUAAGUGAUAACAAUAAUUUGGAAGAAUUGCCUAAUGAUGUUUUCCAGGGAGCCUCUGGACCAGUCAUUCUUUGGUUGAAUCCUCGAUGCAGAAUCGUGGAUAAGAACAAUGCUAUGGAACUUGGGCAUCCACAGACUUUGGUAUCUGUGGCGGGUCCUGGAAGCUGUCUCCCACAGACACUGAGGGGUGACUGUAUUCUCCUUCCGGCUGGAACCCAUGCAUCUCUAGAAUUAGAUCCUGUAUAGCAGAGCAGAACCUCCAUAAAUGGUUAUCACUGAUGAUAAAGGAUAUGUUGUGAC
Hippopotamus amphibius kiboko is the source of this 897-nucleotide messenger RNA. RefSeq names its product follicle-stimulating hormone receptor-like. Lineage: Eukaryota; Metazoa; Chordata; Mammalia; Artiodactyla; Hippopotamidae. Gene Ontology annotation, biological process: G protein-coupled receptor signaling pathway. Gene Ontology annotation, cellular component: membrane. Gene Ontology annotation, molecular function: follicle-stimulating hormone receptor activity; protein binding. The transcript is spliced from 9 exons. The record is from RefSeq and is a predicted model, not a curated record. The coding region runs from base 1 to 843 and encodes 280 amino acids.